Molecule: messenger RNA, 498 nt
Organism: Manis javanica (Malayan pangolin)
Lineage: Eukaryota; Metazoa; Chordata; Mammalia; Pholidota; Manidae
Gene: PIN4
Product: peptidylprolyl cis/trans isomerase, NIMA-interacting 4
Biological process (GO): rRNA processing
Molecular function (GO): peptidyl-prolyl cis-trans isomerase activity; DNA binding
Source: RefSeq, a predicted model, not a curated record
UUUGUUCAGAACAUGCUCGUGGGGCCUAAAGGGGUUUUGUGUGGUGACCAGAGCAGUUGAGAGUUCGACGGGAAGUUUCGAAGAUGCCGCCCAAAGGGAAAAGCGGUUCUAGGAAAGGGGGUAAAGGGGGAGCAGCCUCUGGGAGUGACUGUUCUGACAAGAAGGCUCAGGGUCCCAAAGGUGGUGGCAGUACAGUAAAGGUCAGACACAUCCUGUGUGAAAAACAUGGGAAAAUCAUGGAAGCCAUGGAAAAAUUAAAGUCUGGAGUGAGAUUCAAUGAAGUGGCCACACAAUAUAGUGAAGAUAAAGCCAGGCAAGGGGGCGACUUGGGUUGGAUGACCAGAGGGUCCAUGGUGGGACCAUUUCAAGAAGCAGCAUUUGCCUUGCCUGUAAGUGGGCUGGAUAAACCUGUGUUUACAGACCCUCCAGUUAAAACAAAAUUUGGAUACCAUAUUGUUAUGGUAGAAGGGAGAAAAUAAAAUCAUAUGAGAGACUGAA